CGUCUCCCCAACAAAGGCUGGUCUCUUCACCUACGAAUGUCAUGGCAAGACCUCCCCCAACCAGAAAAAAUGGCGAAUUAAAGCCUCUUCUGCUGCUCCCGGAGUUGAUUUAAAAAGCCUUGAAGCUGCAAUUGCCAAGAAUGAUAGUGAUGCUGUUAAAGUGGUGCUUGAUCAGCUGAAUGAAGUUGGUUGGGCCAAAAAAUGGAGUUCUCAACCCUAUGUAUCACGCCGUAUGGUCAGUCCUCCAUUACGAGUGUGAAGUUCUGGGCAAGUGCUACUCAAACAUAGCAACAUCCAUAACUCAUACAUCACUGCGAGAGCUCACAACUCUUGGAAUUAAAAAUGCAGAGAACCUUGCAAUUCCAAGUGUUAGAAAUGAUGCAGCUUUUCUAUUCACAGUGGUGGGGACGACGGGAUUUCUGGGUGUUCUCACCAGCCAACUUCCUGGGGACUGGGGAUUUUUUGUGCCAUACUUGAUUGGGAGCAUCUCUUUGAUAGUUUUGGCCAUUGGGAGUAUCAGCCCUGGGCUUCUUCAGGUUGCUAUUGGUGGAUUCUCAUCAGUUUUCCCUGACUACCAGGAAAGAAUUGCUGCACAUGAGGCAGCUCAUUUUUUAGUUGCUUACUUGCUUGGCCUCCCGAUAUUGGGGUAUUCGUUGGAUAUUGGGAAAGAGCAUGUUAAUUUGGUUGAUAAAAAGCUCGAAAAGCUGAUAUACAGUGGUCAACUUGAUGCAAAAGAAUUAGACAGGUUGGCAGUGGUAUCAAUGGCUGGGCUGGCAGCGGAGGGUUUGAAAUAUGAUAAAGUUGUUGGUCAAUCUGCUGAUCUAUUCACUCUUCAGAGGUUUAUAAACAGAAGCAAGCCACAGAUCAGCAAAGAACAGCAACAGAAUCUCACUAGAUGGGCCGUUUUGUUUGCUGGAUCCCUCUUAAAGAAUAACAAGGUCGUUCACGAGGCCCUAAUAUCAGCAAUGUCAAAGAAGGCAACUGUGUUAGAGUGUAUUGAAGCAAUUGAGAAAGCUGUAUAAUUCUAAUGUCUUCAUGGGGCACAUUCAGAAAAUGCACCUUUAGCAUUCAUUUGGACAGUGAAGAAUCAUUCAAAUGUGGUUUCAAAAGGUU
Molecule: messenger RNA, 1113 nt
Organism: Telopea speciosissima
Lineage: Eukaryota; Viridiplantae; Streptophyta; Magnoliopsida; Proteales; Proteaceae
Exons: 10
Coding region: 180-1022 (280 amino acids)
Biological process (GO): proteolysis
Molecular function (GO): ATP binding; metalloendopeptidase activity; ATP-dependent peptidase activity
Source: RefSeq, a predicted model, not a curated record